CGGUCUGCCUCCCUCCCUUCCUUCCCUCUCCAUGUGAAUGAGUGAUUUACCAGUGAGACAGUGAACUGUUGUGUGAAUCGCAGAGGACAUCCCUUCUUCUGUCCUAUUGCCACCCUUCUCGCUUAACUUUGGCCUCAUGCAUUUAUAGACUCCCGUCCCCAUCUCUUCGCGGCGUGCCCGAGAAGGGAACCCUAAAAGCUCGCUCUUUUGGUUCCCGCGAUGCCCCCCUUCUUCUGCUCAAGGUCGUUCCCAUGAGUACAUGGCCAUGCCGAUCGACGGGGGAAUCGUCCUCUUCUCCCUCCUCUUCCUGGCGUGUCGUCCUGUCGCAGCGGCCUCCGGAGCAUCGCGUGUCAUUGUCGGUGGAGGAGGCAUCUCCCCAAAGUCUAUACUCGGUGGGGAGAAUUUGGCGCCGUGGGCAAAUGGGCUACUGAAGUUCUCUCCUGUGGCUUCUGCUCCUGCCCCUGAUGGGAAAGCUCCGCUGGUUUUGGCACGGAAAAGAACAAAGCGGCCAGAUAUGUUUAAUAGCCUCAGGAUGUAUCGUGAUGGUUGGGAUGUUACUAACAAGCACUACUGGGCGUCUGUUGGAUUUACAGGUGCUCCUGGAUUUAUUCUUGCAUUCAUAUGGUUCGUCUUGUUUGCAUUGGCACUGGUUACACGAAGAUGUUGCAGCUGGAGAAUUGAACUUGACAAGGAAAAAUUGAUUUUCUUAAGGCAGAUGUCUCUUGUCUUGCUCCUGGUUUUCACUUGCGCAGCAUUGAUUGGAUGUGUUCUUCUUUCAGUUGGUCAGGAUGAGUUCCAUGGUGAAGUAAUGGACACCUUAAAUUUUGUUGUUAAUCAAUCAGAUUUCACUGUAGACAUCAUUAGGAAUGUCACAGAUUUUCUGUCACUUGCCAAAUCAAUCAGUGUGGAUCAGCUCUAUCUUCCAUAUGAUGUUCAGAACAAGAUUGGCAAAUUAAAUGUGGAUUUAAAUGAUGCUGCUAAUACUCUAUCAGGUGAAACAGCUGAAAGUUCUGCAAAAGUAAGACGAGUUUUCGACAACAUACGUUUCACAUUAAUCCUGGUAGCAGCUAUAAUGCUUCUUUUAGCCAUCAUUGGUUUCUUGUUGUCGGUUCUUGGGCACAAACAUGCAGUCUACAUAUUUAUCAUAACUGGGUGGUUGCUUGUGGCAGUUACAUUCAUACUCUGUGGAUUUUUUAUCAUUGUCAGCAAUGCCGUUGGGGAUGCUUGUGUGGCUAUGGGUGAAUGGGUCCACAAUUCUCAAGCAGAGACCUCACUUAGUAGCAUUCUCCCUUGUGUUGACGAGCAAACAACAAAUCUGACAUUGUACCAGAGUAAAGAUGUCAUCGUCCAGCUUGUUGGCGUUGUCAACACUGCAAUAUAUUCUCAAGCUACAUCUGUGCAUUACAACCAAUCUGGUCCUCUGAUGCCAUCUCUCUGCUCUCCUUAUGAUUCUAACCUGCACGACCGACAGUGCACACCUGAAGAGGUUUCACUGGUGAAUGCUUCAACGGUUUGGCAAAACUACACUUGUGCUGUCUCUGAAUCAGGACUCUGUGUCACAGUCGGAAGGGUGACCCCCGACAUUUACCAGCAGUUGGUUGCAGCUGUAAAUGUUAGUUAUGCCCUCGAUCACUACACACCAUUCUUGCUGAGCCUUCAGAAUUGCCAGUUCGUGAAAGAAACUUUCGACGCGAUCACAACUUUCUUCUGCCCCCAGCUGGAGCUUGAUCUCCGGGUUGUGAAUGCUGGACUAGGCCUCAUCUCCACGGGGGUCAUGCUCUGCCUCAUCUUCUGGUUCUUGUAUGCAAACCGCCCCCAAAGGGAGGAAGUGUUUGCGAAGCAAUAUGAAAUAAAGACUGCAGUAGUCAAUCAAACUCCCACACCAUCUCAAACUCCCUCCUGAUGUGAAGCCUCUCCGUAGUCUGUACUUCCCAGCAUCUAAAUCUUUUGUCGAUGAAAUGCAUGUUUCAUUUGCCCAUUUACUUGAUGUAAGUGAAACGGCUUUAAGUAAAUCCUCUACAUGCUUUGCACAGCAACUGUUGUGAAAGCAGAUUUUCUUAUGUU
Messenger RNA from Zingiber officinale, 2064 nucleotides. RefSeq lists its product as uncharacterized. Gene Ontology annotation, cellular component: membrane. The record is from RefSeq and is a predicted model, not a curated record. The transcript is spliced from 9 exons. Lineage: Eukaryota; Viridiplantae; Streptophyta; Magnoliopsida; Zingiberales; Zingiberaceae. The coding region runs from base 260 to 1903 and encodes 547 amino acids.